AUGAGGCUGUCCAUCUCUCUCCUGCUGGUCACCCUGGCCCUUUGCAGCUACCAAGCUAAUGGAGUGGUCUGCCCAUCGUUGAUGGUUGACAUGAAAAGCUUCGUAUUGGAUCAUAAAUAUAUACUCGAGGCUUUCCUUAGAUCCUACGGCCCACCUGAGGAAUAUGUUCAGGCUAAAAUGGAAGUGAAGAAAUGUGUGGAUGAAAUAUCUCUAGUAGAGAAAAUGGCCGUUAUGAAAACAUUGGUAAAAGUCCUCGUAGCAUGUGGGGUCUCAGACGUACACGAGUUUUUUAGUUGGCCUGUUUAUAAGUGA
Molecule: messenger RNA, 312 nt
Organism: Elephantulus edwardii (Cape elephant shrew)
Lineage: Eukaryota; Metazoa; Chordata; Mammalia; Macroscelidea; Macroscelididae
Product: secretoglobin family 1D member-like
Exons: 3
Coding region: 1-312 (103 amino acids)
Source: RefSeq, a predicted model, not a curated record